AUGGCGAUCUCAGCGGAUCUUUGCUGCGGCGUGGUCAUGGCUCUGCAGAAUUUGAUUAUGAUCACACUGCUCACUCGGACACCCAAGGGCUCCUUCCUGCGAUGGAUCUGUUUUCCCUCGAUGGUUUACCUGGCCUACCUCGAGGGGGUGCUCAAUAGCCUCAGUGCGUCGACUUUUAUGUUCAAGAUGCGGACCGGCGGCCACUCCUUCACCUUCCUCAUCCAACUGAUGAAUCUCCUUUAUAUCUCCAACGUCGACCUGACCACACUGCCAAACCGGUCCAAGGCCGCCUUCCAGCUCCUGCUCACCAUCCGGGGCAUUGGCACACCAUGGCAGCCCAAGAACAUCCCUCCUUUUCCAGCCGUGAUGCAGACCGACCCUCCUCCCGGACGCACGCAGUACGUCGUCCGCCAGCUCGCCAUCAUCAUCUGGCAGGGCCUCUUCCUUCGUCUCCUCAGGCACCCGCUUCUCCACCCCGACCAAUCGUUCUACAGCCCCGGACAGGAGUUCUCAUAUCGACUGGACCAAUGGCCCGGCCGACUGGCAUGCACCUACAUCAUCGGGUUGAUCCCUUCCUAUCUGUUCCUGGAUAUGAUGUACCGCGGCACGGCUAUCCUCUUCGUCGGCACGGGUGACCACUCUGUGUCUCAGUGGCCGCCAUUAUUUGGGAGUCUUGCCGAUUCCUACACGUGCCGUGGUUUUUGGGGCAAAUUCUGGCACCAAUACCUCCGCUGGCCCUUCAGCAGCUUUUCAAAUUGCGUCACCACCCGCAUUCUCAAAUUACCUCGGCCCUCCCUCGUCGAGCGCUACGUCAACGUCUUCAUCGUCUUCAGUCUCUCCAUGAUCAUGCACAUGAUUGGCAAUACCAUCGCCGGGGUAGAGGGCGGGUACUUUGGCUCAAUACUGUUCUUCCUGUCGCAAGCCGUCGCCAUCAUGUUUGAGGAUGCAGUGCAGUCUGUGUGGCGCGCGGCGGUGGCGCGGCGGUCUCGCACCCCGGUGCGGCUCGAAGAUGAACAGAAACAGAAAAAUGAAGACGUCAAUGCUGAUGCCACCCCCACUGCAACCCGCGGUGGUGGCGGUGGUGCUGCGGUCCCUCUGCUCUGGCAACGCUGCGUCGGCUUCGUCUGGGUAGUGCUCUGGAUUGCGUACUCGUGGUCCUGGUGGUAUUAUCCCAUCAUUCGAACCAUGAUCAAACAUGGAGACAUGUCGGCGACUUCGAGUGGAAAGGAAACUGUUUCAAUCUGGGAGCUGCCGACACUGAUGGGCUUGGUGGCGGGGGGUGCGGUUUUGCUUCGGGUCGUGUUCAAAGCGGAGCCGUGA
This is a messenger RNA of Aspergillus aculeatus ATCC 16872, 1320 nucleotides long. Its product is annotated as wax synthase family protein. The transcript is spliced from 2 exons. Gene Ontology annotation, biological process: lipid metabolic process. Lineage: Eukaryota; Fungi; Ascomycota; Eurotiomycetes; Eurotiales; Aspergillaceae. The record is from RefSeq and is a predicted model, not a curated record. The coding region runs from base 1 to 1320 and encodes 439 amino acids.